Messenger RNA from Parnassius mnemosyne (clouded apollo), 3924 nucleotides. Lineage: Eukaryota; Metazoa; Arthropoda; Insecta; Lepidoptera; Papilionidae. The record is from the annotation of a GenBank genome assembly.
AUGCCUGGAAAAAUAAAAGUUAAAGUUUUAGCUGGACGCAACUUGCCGGUAAUGGACCGAGCAGGUGAUACGACUGAUGCUUUCGUAGAGAUCAAAUUUGGAGGUAUUACCCACAAGACUGAUGUCUGUCGGAAGUCUUUGAACCCCCAUUGGAGUAGUACUGAGUGGUAUAGAUUUGAGGUUGACGAAUCGGAACUUCAAGAUGAGCCUCUACAGUUAAGACUGAUGGACCACGAUACGUACUCGGCGAACGACGCGAUCGGCAAGGUCGUUAUAAGCCUAGCACCCCUCCUCGCUAGAGAGGCUAACAAUGCGAAGGGAACGGGAGGUCCGCCUGGAGGAGCUGUAAUGUCCGGCUGGAUCCCGGUGUUCGACACAAUGCACGGUAUCCGAGGGGAGUUGAAUGUUAUCGUCAAAGUGGAACUGUUUUCUGACUUCAACAAGUACAAGACGUCCAGUUGUGGUGUACAGUUUUUUCAUUGUCCCAUGAUACCGCCUGGAUACAGAGCAGCGGCCAUCCAUGGUUUCGUUGAGGAGCUGAUCGUAAACGACGAUCCCGAGUACCAAUGGAUCGACAAGAUCAGGACGCCGCGGGCCUCAAACGAGGCCAGGCAGGUUGCCUUCAUCAAACUGAGUAACCAGGUACAACGGCUAGUGGGAUUAAAAGCGGCAGAAUUGGGCGCCAACGCAGUGGUGGGCUACCAGCAGGACUUCGACUUGGAGGGAGAGGCCGGCGUUGUAGCGAGGGCCAUCGGCACUGCCGUCAGCAUAACGCCUCUACCGACACCAAGUCAACCCAUUAACAUACCACCAUGUUCGCAACAACAACUAAGAAAAUAUUUGGAUAUUUUGGCGAACGAUGACGAGAGUGUCUCAGAUCUCACUGAGUACUAUCAAAAUCACCAGGACGAAUUGCUAAAACUUCUCAAUAUCCUAAAUCCUAAGGCUCCAUAUUUACUAGAUGAGCCGGAUAAUUUAGAUGAGGACGACAAAAGUGUGGAACUAGUAAAAGAACCGGUUGCAAGGAAUUAUGGUGGCGAUCGUUCAAUUUAUCAAGAAGACUAUGUAUCCAAGCAAAGCUUAAGACAUCUUUCUGAGGAUCAAACUGAUCUUAAUAGAUUGUUGAAUAGAUCCAGCGACUACGAUUCCGAUAGCUCAGGACCUUUGCAAAAAAUAAAAAAGAUAAAAACCAAUUUCUUUACAAAAAGGUUUUCAGUUUCCCGAUCGCGAAAAACGGAAACACAAGACGACCAAGUAUCUUUAAAAUCUAACUCUUCUGACAAUUCUCGUAUAUCUAUAACUGACAUAAAGAAUGAAUUCAAGAAAUUAAAAAGGUUGAAGAAGCCAAAAAUACUCAAGGUCAUCAAUAAGGAAGAGGAAGGUAUAGGCAUGGCGUCUAUAUUGGCUAGAUCAGUAAUUCACGCGCAAACGAGUCUAGCAUGUAUUGCUGAAUCUCAAGAUUCUGAACAUUCGCCCGCCUCAACUAUGAGACGUAUUAGUGAAUCUGAACCCACCAUAAACUUUUCGGAUGAAGAAAAAAAUAAAGGGGAUAUAGAUCGUACUUCUACAAAGGAUACAUUAAAUGACAAUAAAACAGUGAUACCAGAAAUAUGCUGUUUAUCAUUAGAAAACAUUAAAAGUGAAAACUAUGAGGGAAAGGAUAAUAAGAAGCAAAGGGAACUAUCCGAGUCAUGUCCAACUACACCUAUGGUAAUUCGAAGCGAUAAUCUUUUAAAGUUGCCUGAAGAAGGUGAUUUUUAUGGCUCAGUAUCAUCUGCUUUGUCUGUGCGUAGUUCGGAAUAUACGAGUUCAGAUGAAGACGAUGAAAGUUCCGAGUUGAAAACAGAUACCGAAAGAACAAUUGAAACAACAAGUUCUCUCGUAGAAUCCGUUUUGAGCCACAAUACGAAUCCUAAUUUAAUUGCGCAAAAGGAAAAUAAACUUUCUUUAUUUCAAAUUACUUCUAACGACGGUAAAGUACAUAAAAUUCAAGAUGGCAACAAUGAGGCAAACAAAAAUAAUGACGUUAACAUUAUGGGCUCUACAGCAAAUGCCUGUGUAGAAACUUUACAAGAAUAUAAUUUGAAAAACACUGUUAACAUUGGAGUAGAAAAUAGCGAGGUUAAUAAGAAAGAUAACGCAGAAGAAAAAUCUAGAACAGAUAAAAGUAAUGUAAUUCUAAAUGUUCCGAAUAGUUCAGAUGCGGUCUGCCCGAAAGACAAGUGCGUAACUAAAAAGUCAAGUAACCAUAUUAAAAUGAAUAAUCCUUUUGCUCAUAAAAAAGCUUCUAAGAGCGUAAGCGCACCUUCCUCCCCAGUAGACAGAAAAGGCUUUGUAUAUCGUUCAUCGAAGCGAAUAAAGCGUCAACUAACCAAGAUUACGAAGAGUAGUACGAUCAAAAGCUUAUCUCAUUAUACCCUUAGACCAAAGAAAAAGCAUGAGGAUCCUAAAAAUGCUAUGAGUCACCCUGGCUCCGCUUCUGAUGUUACUUCAAAGGCUCCUAGCGAAACAGUCUUAGGUUCUCCUUUCCUUUCUUAUACAGACUUGCUUAGCCUUGAUAGGCAGGGCUUCGAGGCAAAUACUAGACUUCAUAAAAGCGAUGAAACGGGCAUUGCAAAAUUUUCAAUGUAUAUUGGGUCAGAACCAGUCUCUCGUACAUCUUUCAGUGGUCCUUCCAGACACCACAGCAAAAGUCAAAGUUUUCGUGAACAACGGUCACAAAAAAAAGAAAGAUCAAGUCUUAAACCGACUGGUUUGAUCCACACUGCGAUGGAAACUAUUUUAAUGGAUAAAGUACAAUCUUUGUUGAUACUAACAUCGCCUGACCCAAUCCAAAGUAAUGAUAAGAAAUUUUUUGAUGAUUUGAACGAAAAAUUGGAGGAAGUUGAAGUAUCCAGAAAAAAAAUUCAGCAAAGGCAAUUAGAAUGUGAAUUAAUUAGGGACAAUAAAAACGAAAGCGACUCUUUAAAAGAUAAGAAAAAACUUGUCAGACAAGACAGUAUUCAUUCAACUGCUGACACUGGAGAGUCGUCCAAAGUGUCCAAUGAUUUAGAACCUAACCACAUCAUUCCAUGCAAGUUAACAAACACACCGGUAUUGCAACACUUUCAUCCCAUACUUAGUGGCACUCCUUUAGAGUCCAUACCAUCGCUGCCAGAGAGCAGUUUGGAUCGCGUUGAGAGUUUAGAUGUAGAGGGCAUAGGCGAUAAGUGUGAGAGUGGAACUAACAGUGCUAGCGUGUGUGGUAACUUGCAUGCAGCGUGCCGUUUUGACAGGAGCGAGCGGGAUAGAGAUAAGAAUGAAAAGGAGAAAGGGUCGCCGAGACAUGCUCGGCAUGAAUCGUACGGCGGUCGGGAACCGGUGGCCGGAGCUACUGCGCAGAAUGCUUCAUUAAACUCUUCAUCAAUACCAGUUGGAAUAUCACAUAGAAGGUCUUCAGAUUCCGAUCUAAGCAUCACACCUAAAGGAAGUUCCUUAAAUGCAUCCUUGGGCAACGCUGGUAGCGGUGGUGGUGCAAUUCUAAGGCCGUCCAUGAAUAGCAAUAAUCUGGAUAUGUUGGAAUAUCCCUUCCUCACUAUGACUGAAUAUCCUCCCGGGUUUAUUGUGCAUAUAGGUGGAACCGUUUGCGCGCGGUCCGUGAAACUGGUGGAUGGUGGCGGGGAAAGCGUUGCGCGUGCGGCGUGGUGGGCCGAGCUGCGUACCGAGCUGCGGGCGCACGCGCGGGCCUUGCGCUGCACCGCCGUGCUGGCCUACAGCGAGCGCGUGGCCGUGAGAGAAGAUGUAUGCGUUUUGUCAGCUUCGGGAACGGCUGCAGUUAUUAAUUUAGACUGCGAAUUCGUCAGUGAUGAAACUCCUGUCACAGGUCUCAAUAAGAUCGCCUCUGAUAUAGUUCUCGCAAUCCACGAAGUCGAGCGGGCUUUAUAG